Hyaena hyaena (striped hyena) is the source of this 8624-nucleotide messenger RNA. It is a transcript of the gene HDAC4, whose product is annotated as histone deacetylase 4. NCBI's taxonomy places the organism in Eukaryota, Metazoa, Chordata, Mammalia, Carnivora, Hyaenidae. Gene Ontology annotation, molecular function: histone deacetylase activity. Gene Ontology annotation, cellular component: histone deacetylase complex. The coding region runs from base 951 to 4184 and encodes 1077 amino acids. Gene Ontology annotation, biological process: chromatin organization; negative regulation of transcription by RNA polymerase II. The record is from RefSeq and is a predicted model, not a curated record. The transcript is spliced from 26 exons.
CCUGUGGCGAGUCCAGUGGCAGAGUGAAAGCCAAGGCUCAGACUGUGUACAUUCUAUCAUGUUUCCUCUUAGACGGGACAGGGCGGGGACAGGGCGGGGACUGGGCGGGGACACAGGAGAGGGAAGGAAAACCUUCAUUAUUCCAGCUGGAAAAUGGGCUGACUGCUCGGCAGGCCCUGAGACACAGGAUUCCUGUUCAGCUCGUCUGCAGGGUGGGCCAGAGAGAAUACAGAUGGAGGAGCCCAGGGUCACACCUUGGGUGCAGGCGGUACAGCCGUUGAGCCAGGCUGGCAGCCUUGAAGGCCGUCCCCAGCCCACGGCUCUGUGUGGUUCCUUCCUCCCAGCCCUGCCCUCCACACCUGGCUCCCGCCUUCUCCUGGGGCCCCGGAGGCCAGGCUGCCUCCGUGUCUGGUGUUGGCUCGCUGUGUCCCCGGGAGCACACCCCUCACGCUAGUCCUGGGGCGUGGACCCCAAAGGGCCGCCCUCAGCGUGUCAGCAGUGCGGGCUUCACAGAGCGGCCUCAUUGCAGAGAAUGCUGUGUGGAUGGGGACUAAAACAGCAGCUUACGGGGGGGGGGGAGGCCGGCCCCGUGACCGAGGGGGCCAGCCCUGACCAACUGUCAUGUUGCUAGGGUGUGAUGGCACGUGACAGGAGUGGCCUUCCUUGUCUGGUCAGGAGGAGAGCCCACGACAAGUCCUGGGGGGGACAGUCCCCAGAGUCCCUGAGCUCCCUCCUCCACGCUGUCCCCGUACCUCACAUGGGGGAGGUCAGAGGAAGUGUCCCAGCCUAGUGGGGCCCCGUGGGAUCCGGGCGGCGGCUGGGACAGAGAGAGGGCAGCGGGGUGCACAGGAAACCUGGGCCGACCCUGGCCUUCAGUUGGAGCUUGGGCCGCCGUGCCCACAAGAGGCGCUCCCUGCGGGGGAGGUGGCUAUGUGACAGCUCUCCGCGCUAUGUAUGGACUUUCUGGCCGAGACCAGCCCGUGGAGCUGCUAAACCCUGCCCGCGUGAGCCACAUGCCCAGCACGGUGGAUGUGGCCUCCGCGCUGCCUUUGCAGGUCGCGCCCCCGGCGGUGCCCAUGGACCUCCGCCUGGACCACCAGUUCACGCUGCCCGUGGCAGAGCCCACCCUCCGGGAGCAGCAGCUGCAGCAGGAGCUGCUGGCCCUCAAGCAGAAGCAGCAGCUCCAGAGGCAGAUCCUCAUUGCCGAGUUCCAGAGGCAGCACGAGCAGCUCUCCCGGCAGCACGAGGCCCAGCUGCACGAGCACAUCAAACAACAGCAGGAGCUGCUGGCCAUGAAGCACCAGCAGGAGCUGCUGGAGCACCAGCGCAAGCUCGAGAGGCACCGCCAGGAGCAGGAGCUGGAGAAGCAGCACCGGGAGCAGAAGCUGCAGCAGCUCAAGAACAAGGAGAAAGGCAAGGAGAGCGCGGUGGCCAGCACGGAAGUGAAGAUGAAGCUGCAGGAGUUCGUCCUCAAUAAGAAGAAGGCGCUGGCGCACCGGAACCUGAACCACUGCAUCUCCAGCGACCCUCGCUACUGGUACGGGAAAACACAGCACAGCUCGCUGGACCAGAGCUCCCCGCCCCAGAGCGGGGUGUCGACGUCCUACAACCAUCCGGUCCUGGGAAUGUAUGACACCAAAGAUGACUUCCCGCUCAGAAAAACAGCCUCCGAACCCAAUCUGAAAUUGCGGUCCAGGCUAAAGCAGAAGGUGGCCGAAAGGCGGAGCAGCCCCUUGUUACGCAGAAAAGAUGGGCCGGUGGUCACAGCUCUAAAGAAGCGUCCGUUGGAUGUCACAGACUCGGCCUGCAGCAGCGCCCCGGGCUCCGCGCCCAGCUCGCCCAACAAUAGCUCCGGGAACGUCAGCACCGAGAACGGGAUCGCGCCCGCCGUCGCCAGCAUCCCCGCCGAGACCAGCCUGGCCCACAGGCUCGUGACUCGAGAAGGCUCCGUGGCCCCGCUCCCCCUCUACACGUCGCCAUCCCUGCCCAACAUCACGCUGGGACUGCCCGCCACCGGCCCUUCCGCUGGGACGGCAGGCCCGCAGGAAGCCGAGAGGCUCGCUCUCCCCACCCUCCAGCAGCGGAUCUCCCUCUUCCCCGGCACGCACCUCCCCCCCUACCUGAGCUCGGCGCCCCUGGAGCGGGACGGCGGAGCGGCUCACAGCCCGCUGCUGCAGCACAUGGUCUUACUGGAGCAGCCGCCCGCGCAGACACCCCUCGUGGCAGGCCUGGGCGCACUGCCCCUGCACGCGCAGGCGCUGGUGGGCGCGGAGCGUGUGUCACCGUCGGUGCACAAGCUGCGGCAGCACCGCCCGCUGGGGCGCACGCAGUCGGCCCCGCUGCCGCAGAACGCGCCUGCGCUGCAGCACCUGGUCAUCCAGCAGCAGCACCAGCAGUUCCUGGAGAAGCACAAGCAGCAGUUCCAGCAGCAGCUGCACAUGAACAAGAUUAUCCCCAAACAGAGCGAGCCGGCCCGGCAGCCCGAGAGCCACCCCGAGGAGACGGAGGAGGAGCUGCGCGAGCACCAGGCCCUCCUGGAAGAGCCCUACCUGGACCGGCCCUCCGGGCAGAAGGAGGCGCGCGCGCUGGCUGGCGUGCAGGUGAAGCAGGAGCCCAUCGCGAGCGACGACGAGGAGGCGGAGCCGCCACGGGAGGCGGAGCCGGGCCAGCGCCAGCCCACGGAGCAGGAGCUGCUCUUCAGACAGCAAGCCCUCCUGCUGGAGCAGCAGCGGAUCCACCAGCUGAGGAACUACCAGGCGUCCAUGGAGGCGGCCGGCGUCCCCGUGUCCUUCGGCGGCCACCGGCCUCUGUCCCGGGCGCAGUCAUCCCCGGCAUCUGCCACCUUCCCCAUGUCCGUGCAGGAGCCCCCCGCCAAACCGAGGUUCACCACAGGCCUCGUGUAUGACACGCUGAUGCUGAAGCACCAGUGCACCUGCGGGAGCACUAACAGCCACCCCGAGCACGCGGGCCGGAUCCAGAGCAUCUGGUCUCGGCUGCAGGAGACCGGCCUCCGGGGCAAGUGUGAGUGUAUCCGCGGACGCAAGGCCACCCUGGAGGAGCUGCAGACGGUGCAUUCGGAGGCGCACGCGCUGCUCUAUGGCACAAACCCCCUCAACAGGCAGAAACUGGACAGUAAGAAACUUCUAGGCUCGCUAACGUCCGUGUUCGUCAGGCUGCCCUGCGGUGGUGUCGGGGUCGACAGCGACACCAUAUGGAACGAGGUGCACUCGUCGGGGGCGGCCCGCCUGGCCGUGGGCUGCGUGGUGGAGCUGGUCUUCAAGGUGGCCACGGGGGAGCUCAAGAAUGGCUUCGCUGUGGUCCGCCCCCCAGGACACCACGCAGAGGAGAGCACACCCAUGGGCUUCUGCUACUUCAAUUCCGUGGCCAUCGCAGCCAAGCUUCUCCAGCAACGGCUGGACGUGAGCAAGACGCUCAUAGUGGACUGGGACGUGCACCACGGAAACGGAACCCAGCAGGCCUUCUACAGCGACCCCAACGUCCUCUACAUCUCUCUUCACCGCUACGACGACGGGAACUUCUUCCCGGGCAGCGGGGCGCCAGACGAGGUGGGCACGGGCCCAGGUGUGGGCUUCAACGUCAACAUGGCUUUCACUGGCGGCCUUGACCCCCCCAUGGGAGAUGCAGAGUACUUGGCGGCCUUCAGAACCGUGGUCAUGCCCAUCGCCAGUGAGUUCGCCCCAGACGUGGUGCUCGUGUCUUCAGGCUUCGACGCCGUGGAGGGCCACCCCACGCCACUUGGCGGCUACAACCUCUCCGCCAGAUGUUUCGGGUACCUGACGAAGCAGCUGAUGGGCUUGGCUGGCGGCCGGAUUGUUCUGGCCCUGGAGGGGGGCCACGACCUCACGGCCAUCUGCGACGCGUCGGAAGCAUGUGUUUCUGCUUUGCUGGGCAACGAGCUUGAUCCUCUCCCCGAAAAGGUUCUGCAGCAGAGACCCAACGCUAACGCUGUCCGGUCCAUGGAGAAAGUCAUAGAAAUCCACAGCCAGUACUGGCGCUCCCUGCCACGCCUCUGCUCCACGGUGGGACACUCUCUGGUAGAGGCCCAGAAGUGCGAGAACGAGGAAGCCGAGACCGUCACCGCCAUGGCCUCACUGUCCGUGGGCGUGAAGCCCGCGGAGAAGAGACCGGACGAGGAGCCCAUGGAAGAGGAGCCGCCCCUGUAGCCGCACCCGCAGCUGCGGUUCUCUUGUCUGUCUGUCCCUGUCUUGAAGCUCCGCCAGGAAAAGCUCCCGUUUCUCUGCGGCCCGCCCGCCAUCUCCGGCCAGGGCUGGAGCGGCAGCGGGGAGCCCUCCCUGCCCGGCCCGGGCCCCCACCCCGCGGCGGGCAGCCUUGCGCGGACCCGGGACAGACGCCGCCGCGCAGACGCACGGACACACGCGCGGCCGGCGCUCGGCUCCCGGGAGGGAAGCCGCGGAGGAGGGAGGCCAGCGGCCCCGCCGAGGGAAGGAAAACGGAAAUCAAAGAUCUGCUCACACAAAACGGACUCGAUUAAAACUGGUGCUUACAGUUGAUAUUACCCACAAUUCCACAGUCUCCGUGUAAACCACUCGACUCAUCCUGUAGCUUCUUUUUUUCUUUCACGAGGACGUUUUCUAGGCCCCGGCCGCCUCCGUGGCCCGCAGCUGGCGGGGUCGCGGCCGGGCGCGGGGCGGAGUGGACACGCGGGAGUGAGCUUGCGGGGCCUGGCUUUGCUCUCAAAGCCAUCGGAAGAUGCGAGUUUGUGCCUUUUUUUUUAUUGCUCUGAUGGAUUUUUGUGGCUGGGUUUUCUGAAGUCUGAGGAACAAUGCCUUAAGAAAAAAUAAACAGCAGGAAUCGGUGGGACAGUUUCGGGCCUGGCAGGGGGGGGGGCCCACACACCCCGAGGCCACCUUGUGCUGGCCGGGGGCGGGGCUCCGGGGGCCGCCGUUCCGGCCCCUGUUUUGCUUUAGUGCUGUUUUAAGAGCAGUGGAGGUAGUUCCAGCAAAGUGGCAAAUACUGUUGGGGGUUUUGAAGUCCGACGAAUUUUAAAUGAAUCCAAAGUGUUCUUUUCUCGUCCGUCAUCUAACAAUUGAGCAUCUCCAUUCGGUUGUGAAGCAUGUCCUAGGCACACUUCCAGUGUUACGAUCGGAAUGCUUUUUAUUAAAAGCAAGUAGCAUGAAGUAUUGCUUAAAUUUUAGGUAUAAAUAAAUAUAUAUAUGUAUAAUAUAUAUUCCAAUGUAUUCCAAGCUAAGAAACUUGAUUCUUAUGAAAUCUUGAUAAAAUAUUUAUAAUGCAUUUAUAGAAAAAGUAUAUAUAUAUAAUAAAUGCAGGUCGUAAAGGUCCCUGGCAAAUGAAUGACUUGUGGACUAGACAUCAAGGUGCUUAUGGAAAGGGAUCUAGUUGGAAACUCAUGUAUUUUUGAAUUCCAGACUGGACGGCUUCCAGAUCGCCAGCGCGCCCGCCACUGGGCAGCUGCCUUCGGGGGCGAGCUGUCCUUUCCGCUCUUUCCGGACAGGGCCCUCCUGCUCCGAGCCUCCUCGCACAUAAGUACCUAAUGAGUUUUUAUAGCAAAGGAUAGAAAUUUGCUGUUCAUUUUUGUAUGAAUUUGCCACAAGGAGAUCCGGAAGAGGCAUUGUUUUGUGAAUUUCACAUUUUGUUCUCACCAUUUAGCAGUUUCCUGAAUGGUAAUAACGUCUAAACCUUUUUUCUUUCUAAAUUCUUGUACAUUUUUUUUAACUUUCAAAGGUUUUUUUUUUAUUAUUAUUAUUAUUUUCAUUGUUGUUUUGUACAGCGAGCAGUUUGCUACGGUGCACGGAACUGCCCUCGGUUUGUUUUCAGGAAGUGAGCUCGGGGUGGGGGCGGCUGCCAGCUCCUAGCAGUGACCGCGGAGUGUGUCUCCCGGCUCCGUCCCCGCGGCUGCACCAUGGCGAGGGGCUUUUCUUCCUUUCACGUCAGUAGUGUUACAGGGGGUGCUGUGUUUUCCCCUCGGCAGCCGCGCGGGGAGGACCGCAGUGUCGCUCGCCGGGCACCUCGGGCCGUCGGCACUCCUGUUUCAACUUCCCUGGCCGCGUUGUCAGGAUAGGAUUUUAAAUUCAGUUUUCCAAAGACCUUUUAAAGCAUGUCAGCAAUGCAUGGGGCCUGAGCAAGGCCCACACCCGUUCUGGGUUUUUCCGCCGCAGCCACAUGGCCGGGGUCCCGGCUGUGAGCAGGGUUUUGGAGCCUGUGGCCUCAGGGAGCCCCAGGGCCCCUGCUGCCUGGCGAGCCCGCAGGGACAACAGAUUCCUGACCAGGAUAGCCAGCCUUUGCUCUUUUCAUCUUUGACAGUAACUGACCGUCACUUUUUACUGGUAACUUAUUUUUCAGCACUUGAAGCCGCCAGUUUCAUUCCAAAGCAUGUAGCGAGUUCAGAGCUGCGAGGAGAGCGCAGGCUCAGCGCCGCGUUAGCAGGGAGCCCCAAGCCACGUUUCUGAGUCUGGUCGCAUUCACAGGGUAGCUUCCCAACGAGACGCUGACGCAGGCGGACUUUGACCGAGUGAAUCCAGAUACUUGGCUUGGCUUGGUCACGAGGAUGCUGGUGGUCAGGUCCAGGACAGUGGUCUGAGAGCAGGACAGGAAGGUCUUGGGGCGUGUGUGACUUCCCCCCCCUCCCCCGCUGGCCCCUCUUUGCUGCAGGGCCCACCUUGGGAGGAGCCCGUAUGCGGAAGCCAGCUCUGCCGUCCAGGCUGGGGCGGAGCAGCGUGUGGCCUGCUGGGCCCCUGCUCCCCACGGCCCGUGGGCACCCCGGGACCCCGCUCUUAGGAGGUGGUCAUCUCACUCUUUUUACGGUGACUGGGCCAGGGAGCCGUCCGUGGUGGGGCUCUCUCCCCGUCUCCUUUGGGGAGACCCCUCGGCAGAGAGUCCCGGGGAGCGUGUCUCCCGUGUCCGCGCACUCGAGCGCCACAGACGUGCUUAAAGCAUUACCGUGUAGCCUUUUCUUUUCUUUGAAGACACACUCGGCCCUUCCCUGCCGCCAGCCGCCAGGGUCUGCAGGACCCCCCGCGUCCGGGAUUGGGGGGGUGGCGCCUCACACCUCCCCUCUCCGGCCCUUGCACCUUUAGCCUUUUUCUUCCUUUGCAAAGGCCUCGGGGGCACCGGCCGGGGGUCAGCGAGCGAGCACUUUACGUCCCUUCGGGGGAAGCCCCAUGACGCUGCCGGGACUCGAGGCGCCCGCCCUUCCGGCUCCCGCCGCCCCGGCGUGCCCGAGCCCCACCAGCAGGCGGCCGCCCGGCCCCGAGGGCCGCUCUGUCAGAGUGUUUCGGUUUUUCUCCACUUUCUUUCACGCCCCUGUUUCCAGAGGAAGGACCGCCGGUGCUGAUCCGCACAGAAGCCAGGGCGGCAGAGCUGGUCGGUUUUAAUUUUUUCGAUCAGAACAUUCCUCCUUCACUGGUCACAGCCAUGUGCUCAUUCCAUUCUUUUUGUAGACUUUUCGGGCCCACGUGUUUUACGGGCAUUGAUACAUAUAUAAAUAUAUAUAUAAACAUAUAUGAAUCUAUUUUUUUAAGUUCCUACACCUGAAGGUUGCAUGGACGGCAUGUCUUUAUAUCGUAUCCGGAUUUUGCACGCCAGACUCGGCAGCUUCGGGGAAGAAGAAAAAUGCCUUUUUUGUUCCCCUCUCACGACAUUUGCAGAUUCAAAAGAUGGGAGUUUUUCUGUAAAACGAAACCUUGAAGGAGAGUCGGUGGGGGCGGUGGGGGGGGAACGUUUGCGUCUUAUUGAACCUAUUCUUAAGAAAUUGUACUUUUUAUUGUAAGAAAAAUAAAAAGGACUACUUACACAUUUGUCAUAUUAAGAAACAAAGUUUAUCUAGCACUUGUGACAUACCAACAGUAGAGUUUAUUGUAUUUAUGUGGAAACAGUGUUUUAGGGAAACUACACAGAAUUCAAGGUGAACUGCCUAUCUCUCUUCCGUUGACUUGGAGGCAUUUGUUGCGUUUUGUUCUGUUUGUCCCUGGAUCUUGCACAGGGCCCGGCCCCGGCGGCGACGGUGCGAGAGGCCACGCCGGACGGCCCCUGACGGCUCGGCUGCGGGGACUUUCUAGUUGCUUGUAGACCACACGUGGCCCAGAGGUCACUUUAAGCCGAGAGUCGCGACCCAUGUGAGCACCCGGCUUCAGACCCCCAGGCGCACGGAGAAGAGACCCUGGGUCCUCGGCGCCACGACGGAGCUCGUCCCAGCCCACAGGCCGCCACCGGAGGCCGCGGCCUGGAGGGGACCCGCCGUCGCGGUGUGUGUGCGUGGGGGGCGCUGUUUCCCAGUCGAGAGAACGACGCGAAUACACGCGGGGGCUGACCCCGCUCGCCCGAGCGCCGGCCCGGAGCUGCAGCGGCGCCCGGGGGGGGGGGGGGGUCCCCGGGGUCCCCGCGGAGGCAGCCGCCCGUUCCCUCUGUGAUGUAACCCGUUCUCUCCGACUGUCCGGACCCUCCGGUGGUUCUUUCUUUCCGCCCAGUGGAGUUGGGGACGUGUCCCCGGUUUUCUCAUUCUCGUUCUGUUCUGUGGGGGCGGCUGUCCGGCCGCGACCCCGUCUCACUCCGCCCGGAGUCCAGUGUUUGUACCUCAUCAGACAGCUUGUCGCUCUUGUGGUGUAAAUAAAACAGCAUCUCUGGUU